AUGGCAAAGCGCAAACUCACUUUCCACGAGCUCCCACAGGAUUGCUAUAAUGCGAUCGCAGGCUUCACUGAUGGCGCUUCUCUAGAUAGCCUCACACGAGCCUCCAAGAGGUAUUACGAUGCUUUUGCGCAGAGCAACUUCGAAGAAAUCCGCUUCGAUGACACGCAAGGAUACCUUUCUUGCAAGCUCAGAGCGUUUCUGCUUCUCAAGACGAAUACCAACAUGAAUCAAAUCCGCCAGCAUAUUCGUGUUGCUACCAUCAAUCUGAGGUAUACUCACCUGGACUCGUCGAUGGCGGGAGAUUAUCCUCUUGCCAACGAUGAAGAGGACGAACAUCUGGUCUCGCGAAUCGUCGAUGCGCUAACUCGAAUGACUGCCCUCCAAAACCUCACCUUGGAUCUCGAGGGAUUCUCUGCCCAGCAAUCUCUCUCGUUCAGUGUGCAACUGGGACCGACGAGAAGAUGGGACAUCAUACACACACUCAGGCUGAAUGCCCCCUCCGUUGACGGCCCCCCAGCGAUCGACAUCCGGCCGGUAGGCGUCCGCCUUCCCCCGCCACAACCGUGGGAAGACAACUACAAUCUCCCGCCAGGAGUCUUCUCGGCCGUUUUGGACCACUGUGACGCCAAGGUCCUCAAAGCCAUACACCUGUAUAAGUGGUAUGGCUCUCGCGAGUAUGACGCGGUAAAGAGAAAGUACAGAGAUCGGACGGGAGAUGAUCCGCAUAAUCCCCCUUCACGCCAACUCCACAAGUUGCAUUUGUACCACGACCACCCAAAGUCAGCAUACCACAAAUGCACACCUACCUUCGACGUAGAUGUGCUCGACAGCAUCAUCGAAGAUUUCCCUUAUCUCCAGUGGCUCAUCCUGUCUGAAAAGCCAUACACCAUCAGAGGCGUUUCGAGAGAUCGUCGAGGGAUUCUCUCCAAGGCAGAGACUCUGGCCCAGAGAGUACAGUCUUCUAGACUCAAAAGACUCGCCUUUGAUCUCCGACGAACGCGGUUCCAUGGCAGAGUCAUUCGCAAAGACUUCGCUGCAGCCUUUGUUGAAGAGGGUCCUCGUGAAAUUUCCGAAGAGGAGGUUGAUGACUGGUAUUCCACCUUGAUUCGUCUCAUGUUCGAACAUGCUCCUCGGCUGGAACAGCUCGUCAUCUUUGACAACUUUCCCAUCUAUCACAUUGGCACAAGAUCAAGCUCAGGUCCAAUGCUAGUCCGCCGCGAGACGCUGGUUGGGACAAAGCACUCAUCUGCAUUCCCCCGUGGGCUGAUGUGA
Molecule: messenger RNA, 1272 nt
Organism: Fusarium vanettenii 77-13-4
Lineage: Eukaryota; Fungi; Ascomycota; Sordariomycetes; Hypocreales; Nectriaceae
Exons: 3
Coding region: 1-1272 (423 amino acids)
Source: RefSeq, a predicted model, not a curated record